AUGUCGGCUCCUGCUCUGCCUGAACCAUUGGCCAACACGAAUAGCAGCGCUAAUGGUCGAUCCUUGCGAGAGGGAUGCUGGCUCAUUUCGUACUAUCGUUCACAGCGAUCCCUGCUUGCCUACGAUGGCACGCUCCGUGUUGAACCGAGCGCCGCCGAUGGUCGGAUUAUUAGCGGAGACCUCUAUCAACGUGAGGUCAAUCUUGUUUCUAAUAGGAAAAGCGCUCCUGCCCUUGGUGUUAGCCCCGCCACCGCCAAUGGAAUUCCCAUUCAGCUUCGAGCACGAUAUCGGUACUACAUUCGGGUAACGAAUCUCCACAUUGUGAAUGAAGGCAAAGAAUCCUCGAUGCUUUUCGAAAUGUGGAGAUACAAUAAUGCCGAUCACAGCUGGACCAACGAGGGGCUUCUAUCGGCUAGCCUGUGCUUCAAUGGUGCUCCUGUUCGCUACCCAGCUUCGCAGGAUUAUGCUAAGGGCGAUGUGAAGUCAAGCACUGGUGACGUCGUCGGUCAACUUGAAAUGGGCUGGAUAUCUGUUUUUUAUCGCAAAGCAUUUAUCGAAAUUGAUGCUCCGGCUAACUACAAGGUACCUGCAGACAGUAGUCUUGGCAAAUACUGGCUUUCUGUUUUCAGAACUCUGGGUUGGGAUGUAGAUAUCGGUGCGAAUAAGACGAACGUCACGCUCGAAAGUUCGACAUCUAGCCAUUACACAAAUGCGGAGACGCAUGAGACCAUGUUAGCCUAUCGCGAAGCUAUCGACCUAGAUACGUCGUGGCACUUCUACAGUCCAUCUGUCAAUGUCAUCCUCUCCACGCCGUGGAGUAUCUUCUACGAUGUCUGUGCAACAACUUCCAACAACUUUCCGCGGGAAGGCGUGGGUAUCGCAACGGCCUGGGUCAUUCACCACAACACCGGUCGGGGAUCAGAGCACGGUAAGAACUCAGCAGGUUCGAAGCCUGCUUACUUCUGCACGGAGGCCUAUCAGUUAGGACAUGCAAUAGGAUUAUUUCACGAUACUACAGCCGGCGGUCCCAUUACCACGGUCGACGUAAUCGCUGCAAUAAAACCUGCCAGCAACCUCUUUCCGGAUACAAUUCAAUGGCAGUGCGCGUCUUGUGGUCUUCGGGGACUGAGGCACUUACCUGAUCCAUAUGUCCGUCCUGGGGGUGUGUAUUUGGGCCAUGAGAGGUUUAGUAGUCCCAAUGCUGCGGAUAUGGACGCCGAAAUUCCUGUGGAGGGUCUCGAGCUGAAGAUAAAGCCGUUGCUUCGUGAGGUUCCAAUCGGUGCCCCAGUCCGCGUGUCUGUCCAGCUUCUUAAUAUCAGCGACUCGGUCUUAAAUGUUCCGGCUGACGUCAGCCUCAAAUCAGAAUAUGUUCGCGGCGAGGUUCAAAAAAUUGAUGGCGGCCUCCGCACGUUCCAGCCACUCAUCCGAUACAUGAAUAGUCCUCUUUCACUGAAAGCGCUAAAAUCCCAAGAGUCAAUCAGCGCCUCCAUGACACUGCUUCACGGUGGUGAAGGAUCGCUUUUCCAUAGCAGUGGUCUCUUCGAAAUCACAGUGAAAGUGCGCUGGCCCUUGAACGGGGGUGUCUUCGCGUUCCAGAAGGGAAGCAGUACAGUCUUCGUCCUCCCACCUGCGGAAGGAGCAUGUGCUAAGAUGGCACAUCAAAUACUCACGACACCUGAUGUGCUGCUUGUCAUGAUCCUUGGUCAAGCAAGAAAAAGUCAUCUCCAGGAAGCAGCCGAAGCAAUUACAGCAGCGAGUGAAGACCAAGUGUUGGGCACACAUUAUGCCGCUAUCGAGGCUAAGCGUCACCUCCAGCUUGGAAAACAAGGGGACGCUGAGAGAGCAUUGGUAUUGUGGAAAAGAAAGGGAACCAUCUACUCUUUUUCGGAGGGAAGAAAGCUCCGUAAUUUAUUUGAUGAAGCGGAAAGGGAUGGCCGCUGUGAAUUGGAUGCAUCAAGUCCCGAGAGGGAGCCAACGGGCGUAAAAGAAUCCAUCAAAAGCCAAGGAGGGGAUAAAAAAGGCCUAGAAAGGCCAUCAACAAGUAACACCAAGCAUAGACAAAGUUACCAGAAGCCCCGAGAUAAAUGA
Bacidia gigantensis is the source of this 2088-nucleotide messenger RNA. RefSeq lists its product as uncharacterized. The transcript has a single exon. NCBI's taxonomy places the organism in Eukaryota, Fungi, Ascomycota, Lecanoromycetes, Lecanorales, Ramalinaceae. The record is from RefSeq and is a predicted model, not a curated record. Bases 1 to 2088 code for a protein of 695 amino acids.